CCGCCGGCAGGAGACGUUGAAGGGUCUCGAGGGCUUCUUUCAGCGAUACCACCAACAGCAAAAGCAGGCUGGGGAGAAACAGGAGUCCGGGCGCGACGAGAAGCAAUCAAAUAAGCAAACACCUCCACCGCCGGACGGCAAUCCCAAUGGCUUCAAUGCUAACCAGCUCGCGCUCCUUGCUACCACCGCCGCUAUCUUCUACGCCCUCUCUAAUACCUCGUCGACCGGCUCCAGGGAGAUCACUUGGCAGGAGUUCCGCACCGCCUUCCUCGACAAGGGUCUGGUAGACAAGCUCAUAGUCGUCAACCGGAGCAAAGUCCGAGUCAAACUGCACUCAAAUGCGACUGGUACCAUGUACCCUACUGCUGUCGUCGGAGGAGGGGACUACCAUUUCUCGAUCGGGUCCGUAGAGGCGUUCGAGCGUAAGCUGGACGAGGCGCAGAGGGAGCUGGGCAUUCCGUCACACGAACGGAUACCGGUCGCAUACCACGACGAGGUAUCAGCCUUCAGCUACCUUCUCAACUUCGGCCCCACACUCCUUUUCGCUGGUGUCCUCUUCUACCUCUCGCGAAGAGCCGGCGGCGGCUCCAGCUCUUCCGGCGGUAUCUUCAGUAUUGGCAAAAGCCGUGCUAAGAUGUUCAACAAGGACACGGACGUUAAGGUCAAGUUCAAGGACGUCGCCGGAAUGGACGAGGCGAAGCAGGAGAUCAUGGAGUUUGUCUCUUUCCUGAAAGAGCCUGCGCGAUACGAGAAGCUGGGUGCCAAGAUUCCUCGCGGUGCCAUCCUGUCUGGGCCUCCAGGUACGGGCAAGACAUUAUUGGCCAAGGCUACCGCCGGCGAAGCCAAUGUCCCUUUCUUCUCCGUCUCCGGCUCUGAAUUCGUUGAGAUGUUCGUUGGUGUGGGUUCUUCCCGUGUCCGCGACUUGUUCGCAUCUGCGAAGAAGAACGCUCCGUCAAUCGUCUUCAUUGACGAAAUCGACGCCAUUGGGAAGGCUCGUGGAAAGCGUGGCAGCUUAGGCGGCAACGACGAACGAGAGAACACUCUCAAUCAGCUACUCGUUGAGAUGGACGGUUUCGGUACUCAGGAGCAUGUCGUCGUACUCGCCGGUACCAACCGACCUGACGUUCUCGAUUCUGCGCUGAUGCGCCCUGGUCGCUUCGAUAGGCACAUUACCAUCGACCGCCCUGACGUUGGCGGCCGCAAGGGUAUCUUCAAGGUACAUCUUGGUCCCCUCAAGCUCUCCAAGAACCUGCCAGAGACGGACACGUUCGCGGAAAAGCUUGCUGUCCUGACGCCUGGAUUCUCCGGCGCUGACAUUGCCAACGUUUGCAACGAGUCUGCGUUGCAUGCUGCGCGUAACAGCCAUGAAGCGAUAGAGGAGUCAGAUUUCGAGAGUGCCAUUGAGCGCGUAAUUGUCGGACUGGAGAGGAAAAGCCGAUUGUUGAGCCCAGAUGAGAAGAAGACCGUCGCGUACCAUGAAGCUGGACACGCAAUUUGUGGAUGGUUCUUGGAGCAUGCAGAUCCGUUACUGAAGGUUAGCAUCAUCCCGCGCGGAGUCGGUGCGCUUGGGUACGCUCAGUAUCUACCGCCUGAUCGGUAUCUCCUAUCCACCCCGCAAAUGUUGGACCGGAUAUGCAUGACACUCGGUGGUCGUGUAUCGGAAGAGAUAUUCUUUGGUGCAGAGAACAUCACUACAGGAGCACAGGACGAUCUUCAAAAGAUCACUCGCAUGGCCUUUGAGGCGGUCGCCAACUACGGUAUGAACACUGUGGUCGGUCCCGUUAGUUAUGGCGGGGCGCAGGCAAGUGGGGAAAGCUGGCAGAAGCCCUUCAGUGAGAAGACCGGCGAGAUGCUGGACGCAGAAGUGCGGAAGAUGAUUGUAAACGCACACCAACGCACCACAGACCUCCUGACCAAGCACAAGGAGGAUGUAGAGAAGGUGGCGAAACUGCUGCUUGAGAAGGAGGUCAUUACACGAGAGGACAUGAUUGACCUUCUCGGUCACAGACCGUUCGCUAACCGCAAAGAUGCGAUGGACAAGUGGCUGGACGAGAACAGGAGUCGGGAGCGCAGUGCGCCUCCGCCACUUGAAGCGCCGGGUGAGCCCACACCAGCACCAGCUGCAAGCCCCCUGCCGGAGCAGCCAAGGCUAUGAUGCUGGCGCUCAUUCUUGAUGUCUGUGUUUUGUUGCUCAUGAUCAGUCGAAUGGCUUCACGUUAGACUGGGCGCAACCGCUUGUAUCACUGCAUUGUAUCUAUCUACGUACCUUACAGCACAACUCACGCACAAUGAUUGCUCACGGUCCUUCCGCGUCAGAUACCUCCUCGUUCGUCGUGUUUUUUGAUUCGUGAUCAUCGCAGCAUACUGUGGCCAGAGGAGCGUACACUAUAAUGAAUACCGGAAACCGCUCCACUC
Postia placenta MAD-698-R-SB12 is the source of this 2415-nucleotide messenger RNA. RefSeq lists its product as hypothetical. Gene Ontology annotation, molecular function: ATP hydrolysis activity; ATP binding; ATP-dependent peptidase activity. The transcript has 4 exons. Gene Ontology annotation, biological process: protein-containing complex assembly; mitochondrial protein processing. Gene Ontology annotation, cellular component: membrane; m-AAA complex. The record is from RefSeq and is a predicted model, not a curated record. The coding region runs from base 353 to 2155 and encodes 600 amino acids. Lineage: Eukaryota; Fungi; Basidiomycota; Agaricomycetes; Polyporales; Adustoporiaceae.